Molecule: messenger RNA, 681 nt
Organism: Populus trichocarpa (black cottonwood)
Lineage: Eukaryota; Viridiplantae; Streptophyta; Magnoliopsida; Malpighiales; Salicaceae
Product: plastocyanin A, chloroplastic
Exons: 1
Coding region: 1-507 (168 amino acids)
Cellular component (GO): chloroplast thylakoid lumen
Molecular function (GO): copper ion binding
Source: RefSeq, a predicted model, not a curated record
AUGGCCACUGUCACCUCUGCUGCUGUUUCAAUCCCUUCUUUCACCGGUCUUAAGGCAGGCAGUGCCUCCAAUGCUAAAGUCAGUGCCAGUGCCAAGGUCUCAGCCUCUCCACUCCCAAGGCUCAGCAUCAAGGCCUCAAUGAAAGACGUUGGUGCUGCCGUUGUCGCCACCGCUGCUAGCGCAAUGAUUGCUAGCAAUGCUAUGGCCAUCGACGUCUUGCUUGGAGCUGACGAUGGAUCAUUGGCUUUUGUUCCCAGCGAGUUCUCCAUAUCCCCUGGUGAAAAGAUCGUCUUCAAGAACAAUGCCGGAUUCCCACACAACAUUGUCUUCGACGAGGAUUCUAUUCCAAGUGGGGUUGAUGCGUCAAAAAUCUCCAUGAGUGAGGAGGAUCUCCUCAAUGCCAAAGGAGAGACUUUCGAAGUUGCCUUGAGUAACAAAGGCGAAUACAGCUUCUACUGUUCUCCUCACCAGGGAGCUGGCAUGGUGGGAAAAGUUACCGUUAAUUAAGUUUAAUUACAUGAAGAAUCUGUAGGGAUCAUCUCAUGCUUCUCUUCUUAUUUUUUGGAAGAUAGUAGAGUUUAUAAAUCUUAAUGGUGGGAAUGAGAGAAUAUAUGGGGUGAACCAAUAUUGUAUAAUGCCUUUCAAUUUUAAUCAACAUUAUUGUAGUUUUUGUGAUUCAAA